AUGCGUCAAAACGCUUGCAAUUAUAAGUUCCCUAGAAAAAUUAAACGAGUCAAUAACUUUUCCGGAGUGCUAAAUAUAUUCCAGAACCACUAUCAUUUUCAUCACAACUCUAUUGCGAAGCGCUCAUUGCAACCUGCGCACGAACAUCACAACCGGUUAGAAACGGACGAGCGCGUGCGAUGGGCGAAACAACAAAAGAUCCUUUCGAGAAAGAAGAGGGAUUUUCAAACAUUAACAGACUUAAGCAGUACAGCUGAAACAAAAGCAUCGGGGGCGCCCUCUGUAAAAAGAGAAACGAGUUCGAAGCGGGAUAUGCAUUCGAGAGUGAAAGGGCGGCCGCGUUCUGCAGAUUCCAAGUUCCAAUUAAACGAUCCCAAAUGGCCACACAUGUGGUACUUGAACCGAGGUGGAGGUCUAGAUAUGAACGUCAUCCCAGCUUGGCGGGAAGGCAUCACGGGACGAGGCGUCGUGGUCACCAUAUUAGAUGACGGUCUGGAAACGGAUCAUCCAGAUUUAGUUGUCAAUUAUGAUCCCAUGGCAUCGUAUGAUGUGAACUCUCACGACUCAGACCCACAGCCGCGGUACGACAUGAUCGACUCUAACCGCCACGGAACCAGAUGUGCGGGUGAGGUCGCUGCCACAGCAAAUAACUCGCUAUGCGCAGUCGGUGUCGCAUAUGACGCUAGCGUUGGGGGUGUUCGUAUGUUAGACGGUGACGUCACAGAUGCUGUGGAGGCGCGAUCUCUCAGUCUCAAUCCACAACAUGUGGAUAUAUACAGCGCGUCGUGGGGGCCUGACGAUGAUGGGAAAACCGUGGACGGACCAGGUGAACUCGCUACAAGAGCGUUCAUUGAAGGGGUUACAAAGGGUCGUAACGGCAAAGGUUCCAUCUUCGUGUGGGCAUCUGGCAACGGGGGUCGAGAGCACGAUAAUUGCAACUGCGAUGGCUACACUAAUUCCAUUUGGACAUUAAGCAUAUCAUCUGCGACGGAACGUGGUGAAGUGCCUUGGUACUCGGAAAUGUGUAGUUCGACUCUCGCCGCAACUUACAGCUCCGGUGCUAUUAAUGAAAAGCAGGUGGUAACAACAGACUUGCACCACUCGUGCACGACGGGCCACACCGGCACGUCUGCGUCUGCGCCGUUAGCGGCCGGCAUAUGUGCGCUCGCGUUACAGGCCAAUAGGGACCUCACGUGGCGGGAUAUGCAGCAUAUCGUUGUACGCACGGCCAGACCAGAACGUCUGUCCAUCGGUGGCGAAUGGCGAAUUAACGGCGUCGGGCGGAAUGUGUCCCAUUCGUUCGGCUACGGGUUACUAGACGCGGCCGGUAUGGUCCGACUUGCGAAGACUUGGAGAACUGUGCCCCCUCAAAGAAGGUGUGAGUUAGCAGCUCCUCGUCCUCAAAGGGCUGUUCCACCGAGAUCGUCUAUCACUUUACAGUUGGAUGUUGGGGCAUGUCCGGGGGUGAACUAUUUGGAACACGUACAAGCGCGAGUUUCUCUGUCAGCCACUAGGAGGGGAGAUCUGCGGAUCUCUUUGACUUCUCCCGCUGGAACUAAAGUCACAUUGCUCGCCCCCAGGCCACACGAUUCUUCCCGCGCUGGCUUCAAUUCGUGGCCCUUUAUGUCCGUGCAUAUGUGGGGGGAAUCCCCACUCGGAGUGUGGCAACUCGAGGUCUCUAAUGAAGGAAGAUAUUUGGGUCGAGCGACAUUACAAGAUUGGUCGUUGACUUUAUACGGAACAAGCACGCCGGCUGCUAAAAAUGAUCCGAUACCAUUUAGAAAUCCAAUAAUAAGAAAUAGAAGUAACGCAACGCGGCCAGUAGUCGUUCAGGCCGGACGGAAAAGCAGCCGCGGGAAAUCCGUGCACAUCGUCCCCACUCAGUACACUGUGGGUUUAGUGAAAAGGAAAAAGAAUAAAAAUUCCAAGAAUCCUAAUAGAAAUUCGCAGAAAAAACAGGGUCGACCGGCGACACGUUCGCCCGUAGAAAGCACCACAUUGCGAGUUACCUCAGCCGUGCCAGAUUUAAGUUUGAAUUUGCAAGGAGAUUUGACGGAUCCCUUAUCAGACGCUAGAGGGCGUAAGAUGUCGAGUUUGUUCGAGCAGUAUCCGAAAAUCCAGAGAAUAUACCCAGCGCCCCUACAAGCCAACGCGGGACCAUUAACGCAGUGGGAGUUGAUAUUCUACGGAACAGAGACCCCGGCUCAGGAGUACGAAGUGUCACCAGAGAGCAAUCCCGUAGGGCAUGGCGUUACGCUAUGGAAUGCGAACGUGCCCGAUAGUGAGGAAGUGAAACAAAACACCAUAGAUGAUGAUCUAGCCCUAGUGUGGCAUGAUUCACACGCGAUACGUGAAGAAGGACCAGCCGUAGAACCAGGGUAUGCCGCCAGCGGUUGCGCCACACACGCAACACAGGCACCUCACCACUGCCUAGAAUGCGCCAAGGGUUUGCACUUGUACGACGGUCGAUGUUACCAACGUUGUCCAGGUGGGAGUUACGCCGGCGAAAUCAUAAUGCAAGCGAAUUCUAGAAGACGUAAUCUCACUUAUGAGGUGGGUGACUCUUCGGUCGUUAAGCGACAGGGUGUUGUCACUAGACCUUCAGCGAUCGAGGCUUUCGAUAUGGAAUCUAAUUACUCUAAAACACCCUUAGUUUGUUUUCCGUGCCAUUACACUUGUGCCACCUGUGUGGGUCCCAACAGUAGCCAAUGCACCUCAUGCUUAAACGAUGCUCAACUCUUCAAUCUAACCGAUGUGGAACCCAAAUCCUAUUGUUACCCUAACACAAUAUUACCACAAAUAAAUAACGCUAAUUGGCACUACAAAAUGAAUUUGAUUUUGAUAAUUGCACUAUUGAUUAUAAGUAUCAUUUCUAUUUAUGUUUUCGUCGUUUGUGUGCUAAAACGAAUGGGUGUUUAUUGUUGUGGUAACAAUUACGAUUCUAAUAUAAAGAUAGCGUAUAACAAGUUAGCUGUUGAUGAUAAAUAUCAAAGUGCUGUUGAAAUUGAGGAUGAAAUUCAUAAAGCUCUUAAUAACACUAGCGAGAGUGAGUCGGAGGAAGACGAUUUGAAGUUA
Messenger RNA from Brenthis ino (lesser marbled fritillary), 3075 nucleotides. The record is from the annotation of a GenBank genome assembly. Lineage: Eukaryota; Metazoa; Arthropoda; Insecta; Lepidoptera; Nymphalidae.